Messenger RNA from Meira miltonrushii, 1050 nucleotides. RefSeq names its product aldolase. Lineage: Eukaryota; Fungi; Basidiomycota; Exobasidiomycetes; Exobasidiales; Brachybasidiaceae. The transcript has a single exon. The coding region runs from base 67 to 957 and encodes 296 amino acids. Gene Ontology annotation, biological process: carbohydrate metabolic process. Gene Ontology annotation, molecular function: zinc ion binding; aldehyde-lyase activity. The record is from RefSeq and is a predicted model, not a curated record.
CUCGACCGAAAUGUUCAAAGCUUUCUUCUUAACCUUUCUCAUUGAUCACCACAAAGACUAAUCAAGAUGCCAUCUUCACUAUCUGCAGAGAAGAACUUAUCGUUAAAGAUCUUGAAGGCUGCUUCAAAAGGCAAAUAUGCUAUCCUUGCACAAAGCUGUUAUGAUGCUCAAAGCGUCAUUGCUUUGAUCAGGGCAGCCGAAGAAACAAAUUCACCAGCGAUUGCACAGCUAUUUCCAAUCACGAUGAAGCAGUUUGGAAUUUAUUUCACACGUUUUGUAAUUGAAGCAUGUCAUUCUGCCAAAGUGCCAAUCUCGGUUCAUGUUGAUCAUGCAGGAACAGAGGAAGAUAUCGAAAGAGUUCUUCAAUUUGCCGAAAAAGGCGCUGCUGUCGAUUCGAUCAUGAUCGAUUGUAGUCAUCACGAUUCAGAUGAGGAAAACAUUGCAAUGGCAAAACCUUUUUGCCAACGUGCUGAGAAGCUAGGAAUGGCAGUUGAAGUGGAACUUGGAAGAUUGGCUGGAGGAGAAGCAGGCGUACGAACGAUACCAGAAGGUGCAUUGACAAAGCCCGAAAAAGCAGAAAAGUUUUUGAAUGAACUUAAUGUUGACUUGUUGGCGCCAAGUAUUGGAAACAUUCAUGGUCAAUAUAUCAACCCGCCAAAUUUCCGUUUGGAUCUCUUGGAAGAAUUACAAAGCAAGAUUGGAAAUGGAACAAAGAGUGAUGCAAUCAUUGUAUUGCAUGGAACAGAUACUCUAUCCGAUCAGCUAUUUAAAGAUUGUGUUGAAAGAGGAUGCACAAAGAUCAAUGUAAACUCUUGGGCUCGUGAUCCUCAAGUGCAGUAUUGGGAAAAGAAUAUGGAAAGGCAAGGGUUGCCAGACGCAUACGAAGGCGGAAUGCAAGAAUUCGAAAAAGCUUGCAAGAGAUUCUUCAAGUUGUUGGGAAGCGAAGGCAAAGCUUAGAGAGUCAGAUAGAAUAGCACACAAUAAAUAUGAUCCAAUCAAUCAAUUGAAAAUAGAAAGACAUGAUUACAGAUAGAUGAUAGAAUAAUACAC